Molecule: messenger RNA, 1362 nt
Organism: Larimichthys crocea (large yellow croaker)
Lineage: Eukaryota; Metazoa; Chordata; Actinopteri; Sciaenidae
Gene: polr3g
Product: polymerase (RNA) III (DNA directed) polypeptide G
Exons: 8
Coding region: 291-935 (214 amino acids)
Biological process (GO): transcription by RNA polymerase III
Cellular component (GO): RNA polymerase III complex
Source: RefSeq, a predicted model, not a curated record
CCACAUUUACGCAUAGUGCUGCGUGGAGUGGACGCACAGGUUUCCACGCCGGUGUUAGUAAUCCUCUGUUAGCCUUUUUUUCUUUGUAAAUUUAACGAUUUUAAGGAGGCAGUUUUACGUGGCGAGCAACAGAUACAACUGAGCAAAGUUUAAUGACAAGUCAACAAAAAAAACAUGGAUUCAAACAGGAUGAAUAGUCCUUAAACAAACACAGAGUUUAGGGAUUUUACGUCUAUACAUUAGGAGAAUCUUACUAACAGUCCCAUAGUGUACACUGGAGGCUUGCAGCCAUGGCAGGGAAGGGUCGUGGAGUAGCUGCCUUUACUUUCAACAUUGAGGCUCUGGGCAUCGGCAGAGGCAGCAUGCCAGAAGCCAGGGUGGGGCCCAGCCCGCUGUUUCCAAACACAGAGUUUAAGCCGGUGCCGCUGAAAGCAGGCGAGGACGAGGACUACAUGCUGGCUUUGAAACAGGAAAUGAGGGGGGCGAUGCAACGGCUACCGCACAACAUCAAGCCUCACUCGAACAAAGCAGAAGUGGAGAAAUACACCGAGAGAUACCUGAAGCAGAGCCAGCUGGACGACGAGGAAUGGACUCCAGACUGGAACCUCUUCCCAAAAGAAUUGAUGCCCCAAAAGAAAAAACCUCGUUCUAAACCAGCCACAAAGAAGAAAACCGUGAUCUCACGCAAAGAAACAGAGGAUGUGCUGAGUAAAUUAGAAGAACUGGCAAAGAAAGAUGAUACGAACCCUGAAAAAUCAGACGAUGAGACGGAAAAGAAACCCGGGAAUAAGGAGGAGGAGGAAGAACUUGAAGCGGAGGAAUAUGAAGAAGAGGACAUUGAAGAGGACAAUGACUACAUCGAAAGCUAUUUUGACAAUGGUGAAGAUUUUGGUGCAAACAGCGAUGAUAAUAUGGAUGGUGAAGCCACAUACUGAGACAGUGUGACUCAUCCGUAUGGACUCAAGCAGGCAUGCACCGUUGAAGAAAACAAUUAUGUGAUUGUUUUGGGUUUAAUGUUGGAGAUAAGUUGGUUGAUAAGUGUUUUUUUUUUUAUUGUUCUCAUGUAAAUAAGAAAAGCCAAACUCUGUGCAUACUGGCAAUAAUUUAUUCAAAAUAGAUGUAUUUAUUUUCCAGCCUGUAGCACAUUUCCACAGUUUGAAAGGCACGUACUGUCAACAACACAUUAUGCUUUUUUUUCCAUGAAGUGUCAAGUGAACACAGUGAUAAAAUAAAAAAGGGCUAUAUAACAAAGUCUAAAAUUUCACAUAAUUACAAGUAUGAGUCAUUGUGGGAAUUAUGUGCAUCACUCAUUUUCCUCACCAUGCUCCGAGGUUGUUUUUUUUUAACUGGAGGAAAGAAAAG